AUGCUUGACUAUCAAAAGAUUGCAAUUUCAUUACAAGCUGUAAGACAUGAUGUUUUCAGAACACCAAAGAAUCCGAUGAUCUUGUCAAGUUUGGUUGGUGGUGGAUUCCAGUUGUUCAUCACAGUAUUAAUCACUUUGAUAUUAUCGAAUAUCAUACCACCAUAUUCAAACAGUGGAUCUCUUCAUUCCAAUCUUUUGUAUUGUUUUUUAUUCACUGGUAUUAUUUCAGGAUAUACAUCGAAAAGAGUUUAUCAAUCAAUGAGUGCAAAGAAUAAUGGAUUAAAAUUUGAUAUUCAAUUCUCAUUUUUAGUAAGUAUUCUAUUUUCAUACUAUAUCUUGUUUAUGUUGUCUGUUUCAAAUUCAGUUGGAGCAACAAACACACCAUCCUUUAAAAACAUGGUUGUUUGUUUUGUAAUAUGGAUAUUUGUUCAUACACCAAUGGUAUUCAUUGGAUUGUUUAUUGCCAACAAACAACCAUAUCCGGAAAUACCAAUUCAACCUUCAGCAUCACCACAUAUCUAUCCUUCAACUCUCUUUGUUGGUGCCGUUGCUCUCUAUCAUACUUUUCUAAUGUAUUCAAUUAUUAACAAUUGGAAUUGGAGAGUAUAUGAAAUGAACACUGGAACAAUAGUAUUCUUUAUCCUAUAUCAGUACUUCAUCUCUAGUUUAUAUCAUAUUUCAUUUGAUGAUUCAACAUUAAAAUUCUAUUAUUUCGCAGUAACAGGAUUCAGAUCGUUAAUCAUUUAUUUCCUCAAUAGUUCCAUCUCUUAUCUUUCAUCUUAUCUAUUUGUAAGAGUUUUAUACAGUAAAAAAUAUCUUGGUGGUAAACCUCUUUUCAGAGAAGAGAGUGGAUUUAAUGAAGGUCUGAAAGAAUCGUCAGAGAUUGCCUACAAGUGGUCAUUGCUCAUCGGUGCCAUCAGCUCACUCGAUGUGUUCUAUCAUCAUAGCAAAUCAAUGGUCAUUGAGGAGCAAUCGAAACUCAUCACAUCGUUGGAGGAUAUGCAAUCAAGACUCAAAGCUAUAUUGAACCUACAUUGCUCACCACCCACCAUAGAUAUGUUAAAAGUGAAAUUCAACAGCUAUAGUCAUACUGAAACAACUGAAUCAGAUCUAUCGACCCACCUAUCAAAGACAACCAUUACAAGCAACAAUGUAGAUUCCUGUUGUAGUAGUUGUGAAGAUGGUGAUGAUAGUGGUUGUUGUGGUGGAACACUGAACAAAAUCAAAUAUAAUAUAUUCGAGUGGAGUUGGAUCAUUUUCGAGUUUUUCCAAUUUUAA
Molecule: messenger RNA, 1278 nt
Organism: Heterostelium album PN500
Lineage: Eukaryota; Evosea; Eumycetozoa; Acytosteliales; Acytosteliaceae
Exons: 6
Coding region: 1-1278 (425 amino acids)
Biological process (GO): protein localization to membrane
Cellular component (GO): membrane
Source: RefSeq, a predicted model, not a curated record